Molecule: messenger RNA, 1731 nt
Organism: Planococcus citri (citrus mealybug)
Lineage: Eukaryota; Metazoa; Arthropoda; Insecta; Hemiptera; Pseudococcidae
Exons: 8
Coding region: 232-1206 (324 amino acids)
Biological process (GO): synapse organization
Cellular component (GO): neuron projection membrane
Source: RefSeq, a predicted model, not a curated record
AUACUCCUUCAAAGCAGUACUCUACCGCCUGUUGUGCUAACACGUUGUACGUUUUGCUUCUCUUUGGUGCUUUCAAACAAAAAGACGUUAUUGUUCGCGAUUUUGUAUUUUCAUCGUUUCAAUCAACGAAAAGACGGACGGAAAAAAAGUUACCUACGUUAAAAAUUGGAAACUGUAUUCACUAGAAAAAAUAUUAUGAAUUCAGAAAUAGGAUGAAAGAGAAUUAGAAGAAUGCUUGGACUUCUACAUUGGUGGAUCCUAACGUUAAUGUUGUCCUACACUAAUGCUGAAAAUGAUGCGAACCUGAAACCCACAACCUAUUUCAAUAUUCAUUUACUGUCGAGAAAUAUCAGCGAUGAGAUUACCAUUGAUCCGAAGCUUACUAGUCGUCAUUCGUCGAAUUAUUCGUUUCACAAAUUAGUCACAUUACCACCUCGACCGCCUGGUCAUUAUUACCAAAACUCCAGAUGGGGACCAUUUUUUGAAGAAGGAACCGAGCCAUUCAAUAUAACCGCCAGAGUGGGCACGACGGUGCGAAUGAAUUGUAAAAUCGGACUUCUACACGAUAAAACGGUAACAUGGGUUCAUCGGAAAGGCGACACAAUUCAUCUUCUAACGGUUGCUCGACAACCUUACAGCACGGAUCAACGCAUUACGCUUAGUUUUCGUUACCCAAACAACUGGAGGUUGCAAAUUACAUCUGUUACGCAAAGAGACGACGGUCUAUACGAAUGUCAAGUAGCCACUCAUCCUCCGACCAUUAAAAGGGUUUAUCUUAAAGUUACAGCCCCCGAACUGAAAAUUAUUGACGAAAAAGGUAAUAUAAUCUCCGAGCGAUAUUACAAAGCUGGCAGUCACGUCGAACUAUCUUGUUUCGCUGCUCAAAUACAAUCCUCGGUGGACACGCUAACUUGGUGGAAAGCCAACACUAUACUUGCUAAAGGAAUCACGACGAACGUAAAUGCUUCUACCAGUACUGCGGUUUCUAUACUCACAAUUCCACAAGCGCAGAGAAGACAUUCUGGAAAUUAUACUUGCAGCGUGGGACAGCUGACAGCUGCUUCAGUUUCUGUACAUAUCUUAAACGGCGAAUUACCAGCCGCAGUUCACGAUGGUAGCUCUGGAACAAUAGCAUCGUGCUUCAUAGCGACCUGGUUAUUAACAUUAUGCUGUUUUAUCGGUGCCGAUUGCAUACUUUGCAGGUGACAGUGACACGAACCUCUCUUUUGAUUCGCUUCCGUAUCGAAUGUUCUCGAUAAAAAAGCGAAUUAAAAAAAAAAUCAACUUGAAUUACCUAUUUGUAAUGUUAAUACGUGUUUUUUUUUCUAUAAUAAAAAAUAUUUAUAAAAAUCCUACUUAUAGGUUUAUUUAUACUAUUAUGUACCUUGUAUUUUCUUUCAUUUUCUUUUUUCUCUUCUUAUAUUCAUUUUUUAAAAGAGCAUACCUUGGAAUGUUUCGAAAUUGUGAUGGUUUUACGACAUUAUUGUUUCAACCUGCAAGAUUAUAAAAUAUUUUUUAAACAUUUAAAGCGUACCUAUCUUAACUAGGGUACUAUAAUCUUAACUAUAUCAGUUGUAUACGUAGGUAAUUGUAACUUCCACAACGUGAUUUCAAAUUUGUACGAAAAUCAACGUUCAUUUCUGUAAAUUAAUUUAAAACUUGCAUUUGUAUAAUUGAUCAUUGUAAAGUUUCAAAUUAUAAAAAUAAAAAAGUACUUACAUAUUUUAUAAA